Sinocyclocheilus rhinocerous is the source of this 1584-nucleotide messenger RNA. Its product is annotated as acetylcholine receptor subunit delta-like. Lineage: Eukaryota; Metazoa; Chordata; Actinopteri; Cypriniformes; Cyprinidae. Gene Ontology annotation, biological process: monoatomic ion transmembrane transport. The record is from RefSeq and is a predicted model, not a curated record. Gene Ontology annotation, cellular component: postsynaptic membrane. Bases 160 to 1584 code for a protein of 474 amino acids. Gene Ontology annotation, molecular function: acetylcholine-gated monoatomic cation-selective channel activity; transmembrane signaling receptor activity. The transcript is spliced from 12 exons.
GGAGGGAUACGUCCGCCUGCAGAUGAGCUCUUGUGAGAAAUACAGGGAGAUCCCGAGACCAUAAAGGAAACCCAAAAGUGAAUCAAGGGAAAAGCUGUUCAGAAAAGCCCUGGAUGGGCACGACAAAAACAGUGAUAGGAAGUCAUACAACGGCAUGACAUGAUGAGAAGCUUUCUUCAUCUGUUGACGGUGUCCUUGAUUUUUUUCUUUCUCCAAGAAUGUUGGGGCCGGAAUGAAGAGGAACGCCUCAUCAACUAUCUUUUUAAGGAGCGUGGCUACAACAAAGAGCUUCGUCCGGUCCAAAAUAAAGAUGAUACUGUAGAUAUUUAUCUGGCACUGACACUUUCUAAUCUUAUUUCCUUGAAAGAAGUUGAUGAAACAUUACUAACAAAUGUGUGGAUGGAGCAUGGCUGGACUGAUUAUAGACUUGAGUGGAAUGAAACCGAGUUUGAUAACAUUCCUGUUCUGCGCCUGCCGCCAAGUAUGGUGUGGUUACCAGAGAUUGUUCUUGAAAACAACAAUGAUGCCCAGUUCCAGGUGGCCUAUUACUGCAACGUAUUGAUCUAUCCCAGUGGAUAUGUGUACUGGUUGCCUCCAGCUAUAUUUCGAAGCUCCUGCUCUAUAAACGUCAACUACUUCCCUUUUGAUUGGCAGAACUGCUCACUAAAGUUUAGCUCAUUAACUUACAAUGCCAAAGAGAUUAGCUUACAUCUGAAAGAGGAGCAGGACGGGGAUGGAAAGUCCUACAAGGUGGAAUGGAUCAUUAUUGAUCCUGAGGGAUUCACAGAAAAUGGCGAGUGGGAAAUUGUUCACAAGCCUGCCAGGAAAAACAUUUAUAAAAACAUCCCAAUUGAAAGCAACAAGCACCAGGAUAUCACCUUUUACCUCAUCAUUAGACGUAAACCUCUGUUCUACGUUGUCAACAUAAUCAUUCCCUGCGUGCUCAUCUCUUUCCUGGCCUCACUCGUCUAUUACCUGCCUGCAGACAGUGGUGAGAAGAUGACAUUGUCCAUCUCUGUGCUGCUGGCUCAGUCUGUGUUUCUGCUGCUAAUUUCACAGCGUCUGCCUGAGACGUCUAUGGCAGUUCCCUUAAUUGUGAAGUAUCUGAUGUUUAUCAUGGUACUGGUCACUGUGGUGGUGCUGAAUUGCGUAAUUGUGCUCAACUUGCAUUUUCGGACCCCUAGCACCCAUGUCAUGACCGAAUGGACCAAAGAGUUCUUUUUGGAGCGACUGCCUCGUCUUCUCGGCAUGUCCCGUCCAUCCGAUGACAAACCCAGCCUGGAGGGGGCGCUGCCGCGGCGUUCCAGCUCAGUGGGGUACAUCGCCCAGGCCGAGGAGUACUAUAGUGUUAAAUCACGCAGCGAACUGAUGUUUGAGAAGCAGUCUGAGAGGCAUGGCAUGGCUGCUCGCCCCACUCCCAAUAAAGAAAUACAUAUAAAUAAUAAAAAGACCAAGCCUCAGAUAGGAGGCCACACUGUCCUCUCUAGAGUGUAUUUGCCCCAUUUAGAUGAAAUGAGGAUUUUCCCGCCAUUACAGUCCAAGGCCCUUCCCUCCAGCUCAACCCUUGCUGAAGUUGUGGAAUGA